This is a messenger RNA of Helianthus annuus (common sunflower), 1673 nucleotides long. Its product is annotated as probable protein phosphatase 2C 5. Gene Ontology annotation, molecular function: protein serine/threonine phosphatase activity. Gene Ontology annotation, biological process: protein dephosphorylation. NCBI's taxonomy places the organism in Eukaryota, Viridiplantae, Streptophyta, Magnoliopsida, Asterales, Asteraceae. Bases 217 to 1458 code for a protein of 413 amino acids. The record is from RefSeq and is a predicted model, not a curated record. The transcript is spliced from 8 exons.
ACAUUUGCCCCAAACCCGCGUUUCUCUCUCCUAAACAAACACAUCAUCAUCAUCUUCUCACCCACUUUCUCUCUCUCUCUCUCUCUCUCUCUAGGGUUUCAGGAUUCCAUUCACUUCUUCAACUGGAUUCAAUGCUGCUUUAGCUUCUUCUAGAUCUGCUUUCACCUUCUUCGCUGGUAACAGACAAGGAAUUAUUAUGAGAAUCAAUAGCUUAAAAUGAGUGAAAAGGAAACUAUGAAGAUGAAAACAAUGCCUCCGCUUGUACCUCUUGGGACUCUGAUAGGUCGUGAGCUUAGGCAUGGAAAUGUGGAAAAGCCUACUAUCAAUUAUGGACAGGCGGCCCUUGCGAAGAAAGGGGAGGAUUAUUUCUUAAUCAAGCCUGAUUUUCUGAGAGUUCCCGAGGAUCCAUCAACAUCUUUCUCGGUUUUCGCGAUAUUUGAUGGGCAUAAUGGUAUAUCAGCUGCCAUUUUUGCAAAGGAAAAUUUGUUGAACAACAUUUUAAGUGCGAUUCCUCAAGGAUGUGACCGUGAAGAAUGGCUUCAAGCGCUUCCUCGAGCGUUAGUUGCAGGGUUUGUGAAAACUGACAUAGAGUUUCAACAGAAAGGCGAGACAUCUGGUACAACUGUUACAUUCGUUGUGAUUGACGGGUGGACUAUAACCGUUGCAUCUGUCGGUGAUUCACGAUGCAUAUUAGACACACAAACUGGUGUGGUAUCGCUACUCACAGUUGAUCAUAGGCUUGAAGAGAAUGUUGAAGAAAGGGAACGUGUAACAGCAAGUGGUGGUGAAGUUGGGCGCCUCAAUAUCUUUGGAGGGAACGAGGUUGGUCCACUACGUUGUUGGCCUGGCGGGUUGUGUCUCUCAAGGUCCAUUGGUGAUACAGAUGUUGGGGAGUUUAUAGUUCCAAUACCACACGUUAAGCAAGUGAAGCUUUCAAAUUGCGGGGGGAGACUUAUAAUUGCUUCUGAUGGUAUUUGGGAUGCGUUAUCAUCUGACAUGGCUGCUCAGUGUUGCCGUGGAUUGCCUGCAGAGCUUGCUGCAAAGCUUGUUGUCAAGGAGGCUCUUAGGUCGCGUGGACUAAAAGAUGACACAACAUGUGUGGUUGUUGAUAUCAUUCCUUAUGGUUAUCCAGCCAUACCUCAAACACCUAAAAAGAAACAAAAUCUGCUGACUUCACUUAUUCCCGGAAAGAGGUUUCAUAACUCUUUGAAUAAAGAACCGAAUAAGCUUUCAGCUGUUGGGACUGUAGAGGAGUUAUUUGAAGAGGGGUCUGCAAUGCUUGCUGAAAGGCUGGGAAAAGAUUUGGCUUUAAAUUCAAACUCGGGAACCUUUAGAUGUGCGGUUUGUCAAGGGAACGAGGCACCAAAUGACGAUUUAUCUGUGGGACCCAUGCUGUGCUUGAAAUGUAGCAGAAAGAAAGAUGCAAUGGAAGGGAAAAGGGCAAAUGUAGGACACUGAUGGUAUAAACUUACCAGUAAAUACUAAUACAUUCUUUGAUUGGCAGUGACAGCGUGAGUGUGAUUUCUUGUGUGGGACUGACUAAUUAUGAACAAAUGCUACAUUUCUAUAUAUUGUAAGAAAAUAUGAGUGGUGGUGUUUGAUUGUGGAACGUAAAAGUUUAAUGUAUUUCUACUGAUGUUAAUCUUGUUUUAGUCGUUUAUGAUUCGUAAUAA